UUUUACUCUUUUCUUUUCUGUUGAAUUAACUUUUUUUUUAAGGACGAAUACCCAUUUGUUAGUAUUAGUUGGUAUCCUUUAAAUGAAGAACAAGAAACUACCUCCCAGUCCAUAUACCAUGUUACGUCAAUCAGCAAAAACAACUAAACCUGUCAAUCCUUGGGGUCGUAUCGUAUUGGCCGUUAUUGGUAUUCUCUUUGCCAUGGUAGCAGUCUUUGUCCCUGAACAAUCUUGGUUAUCAGUAAUUGAAACUUUACUCAAUAGUCAUUCUGACGAUUGUUUUAGAUAUGCAUUGAUGAUAGACGCUGGUUCCACUGGUUCCCGUAUUCAUGUUUAUCAAUUCCACCAAUGUCAAGGAAGCACUGAACCUUUAAAGUUCCAUGAUGAAAUUCUCUUCAAACAAAACUAUCCCUGGACCUCUCUGCCUAUUCUCCUUUAUCCAUUUGUGAUUGUGGGUGGACGAAAGGAAGGUGUGACCAUUAUGGAAGGCCGAGAUGAAGGUGUGUACGCAUGGAUCACUGUCAAUUCUUUACUUGGACGUUUGGGUACCAAUAAUACAGCAGCUAUCUUUGAUCUUGGUGAAUCAUUAGACAACUUACCAGCACUUGAUCACAAAUACGAACUCCAACAUGAUGGUCAUCAUCAUAUACUUUAUCAACACUCUUAUUUGGGCUAUGGUUUGAUGGAAGCAAGGAAAUUGGUGCAUCAACAUGUAUUCUCAUCAUUGGAUGGACAGGCGAUUGAUCUUAAACAUCCUUGUCUUCCUGCUGGCUUAGCAUGGGCGUAUCAACUUGAAGAAUGUAGGGCAGUGAUUGAUCAUGUACUGGAUAAAAAUGCAAUGUGCGAAACAGCACCUUGCUCUUUCAAUGGUGUCCAUCAACCUACUAUCAGUGAUUCAUUUCACACAAGGUCCUAUCUAUGUUUUCUCUACUUUUUUGAUCGAACUCAACCUCUUGGUUUACCUGCUCAAUUCAAACUUCCCGAACUGGCGGCACUUGACAGAAAAGUAUGCUCUGGCGCUUAUUUGCAAUCUAUCACUGAUGAUGAUCUACGUGGUGAAUUGUUGGAUCGACACUGAAUGGUGUUUAGAUUUGACUUAUAUCUAUCGUCUUUUGUCAUUUGGCUAUGAAAUCCCUGAUCAUCGUGUCAUCAAUGUGGCCAAGAAAAUCGAUGGUGUGGAAACUGGUUGGUGUUUGGGCGCUGCCAUUGCCUUGUUGGAUGAUUUUGUCUCUUCUUAGUUUAGCUUGGUAAUAGACCUUGUAUAUAUAUAUUUAUAUUUUUUUUUUUAUGAUGAUGAUGAUAAAAAAUAAACGGUCUCUUUAUUUUAAAUAAUUACUAUGUGGAACUUUUUUUAGACAGAUAAUGAGUUUGAUUGGGCCAAGAUAUGAAGACAAAAUG
Molecule: messenger RNA, 1398 nt
Organism: Halteromyces radiatus
Lineage: Eukaryota; Fungi; Mucoromycota; Mucoromycetes; Mucorales; Cunninghamellaceae
Product: nucleoside phosphatase family-domain-containing protein
Exons: 5
Coding region: 83-1078 (331 amino acids)
Biological process (GO): nucleoside diphosphate catabolic process; protein N-linked glycosylation
Cellular component (GO): membrane; Golgi apparatus
Molecular function (GO): GDP phosphatase activity; UDP phosphatase activity
Source: RefSeq, a predicted model, not a curated record